This is a messenger RNA of Limulus polyphemus (Atlantic horseshoe crab), 4151 nucleotides long. RefSeq names its product mothers against decapentaplegic homolog 4-like. The record is from RefSeq and is a predicted model, not a curated record. Gene Ontology annotation, biological process: cell differentiation; anatomical structure morphogenesis; regulation of transcription by RNA polymerase II. Gene Ontology annotation, molecular function: DNA-binding transcription factor activity, RNA polymerase II-specific; I-SMAD binding; RNA polymerase II cis-regulatory region sequence-specific DNA binding. The transcript has 9 exons. The coding region runs from base 618 to 1592 and encodes 324 amino acids. Gene Ontology annotation, cellular component: heteromeric SMAD protein complex. Lineage: Eukaryota; Metazoa; Arthropoda; Merostomata; Xiphosura; Limulidae.
GAUAAGUGGAGAUCACUAGUAGAAACCUAGAUACUAUAAUGUAUGAGGUAAGAAAUUGGUUUAGUAAUUAUCAGGUGGUAAAAUAACUGAAUGCAAGUUUUCUAAUACAUUGUUAACAUUUCUCCCAGGCUCAGCCUAUUGGAUUUUUUCGCUGACCAGUGUUUCAUUUAUAAAUGUAAGAAAUUAGAUUGUUUUUCUGUAACAAACUUUUGAUCUGACAAGAAGAAUCGUGUGUGAUCCCACAUCAAGGCCAACAGCAAGCAGUUACUGUCUUUGGAGGAACAGAAAAUCGGCUAGUGAAAAACGAGUAUGGAAAGCUGGAAUGUGGACCGAGUGGGGUACCGGCCCUCCAACAUGCAGGACCACAAACUGUACAACACCAUCCACCACAGUCUCAGUCUGAUCCUUUUGGCCGAGCUGUUGUUCAUCAAGCUGCUGCGGGAGCUGCUUCUCCCAACAGCACCAUCCAGCAUCCUCCCCAGACUGUGCCACCUUCUUCCCAGCAACAACAGCCUAGUGCUCCAUCAACGCCAUGUGGACCCAUACCAACACAACCACAGAGUUAUUUCUCCCAAAAUCAGGAAACCCAGCCACCAAUUUUGGAGGUCUCCACAACAAUGGCACCAAUGUCUCCUCACAUACAGCAUAAUGGGAUGAAUGGCCUUGCUCAAGCUCAGCCUUCUGUUUCACAGACUUUUAGUGUGAACAGUAGUAAUUCUUGGGGUGGAACAGGAAGUACUCUGACCUACACACAAACCAUGAUCCCACCUAGUCUGCCUGAAAAUACAUUGAGAACUCAACAUCCUGGAUAUUGGCCACAUCAGAAUCAACUUCAUCAUGACAUGACCUUACAGGGAACUCUUUCCAGUCAACCAGCACCCGAGUACUGGUGUUCCAUAGCCUACUUUGAGCUAGACCAACAAGUUGGUGAGACUUUUAAAGUUUCCUCCUCGUACAGUAGUGUCAUCAUUGAUGGCUACGUGGAUCCCUCUGGUGGAAAUCGCUAUUGUUUAGGGGCUCUUUCAAAUGUACAUAGGACAGAGCAGAGUGAGAGGGCACGGUUACACAUUGGGAAGGGAGUUCAGCUUGACCUCAGAGGUGAGGGUGAUGUGUGGUUGCGAUGCUUGAGUGACCACAGUGUUUUUGUCCAAAGCUACUACCUUGACAGAGAGGCUGGCCGAGCCCCGGGAGAUGCUGUGCAUAAAAUCUAUCCAAGUGCUUAUAUUAAGGUGUUUGAUUUGCGACAGUGCCACCGACAGAUGCAGCAACAGGCAGCUACGGCCCAAGCAGCGGCAGCAGCGCAAGCAGCAGCAGUGGCGGGUCACAUUCCUGGUCCGGCAGCAGUAGGAGGUAUUGCCCCAGCCAUUAGUCCCAUGUUAGGUUUGUCAGCAGCUGCAAGCAUAGGAGUUGAUGAUCUGCGUCGUCUGUGCAUAUUAAGACUAAGUUUCGUCAAGGGUUGGGGUCCAGAUUAUCCUCGUCAGAGUAUCAAGGAAACGCCCUGUUGGAUUGAAAUCCACCUUCACAGAGCACUGCAGCUUUUAGAUGAGGUUCUUCAUACCAUGCCCAUUCAUGAUCCCCGUCCCCACGAUUGAAGACUGAACAAAAAAAAAACAAGUUGUUGAAAACCAUGUUUCUCUUUGCUUUUAGUUCGAUCUUAUAAUACAUAUUUUAGCACUUAGUUUUUUAUUACAUCAUUGUGACAUACUUUUUAUAUCAUGUAUAAACACCAUCUUUGAAGUAAUACUGUGGCAGUGUAGAGCAGGCUCUAAAAGUUUAAUUGAAGUAAAUAGUUCAAUGGAUUAACAGAGCUGUUAAACAGAAGGUCAUGAUUUUCUGAAAAUGAUCAUCAACUAUACUGAAUCAGUUUUUAGUGUUAUUAAUGGAAAACUGUAAUAAAAUACAAGUAGUAAUGAUUUUCAUACUGAUUGUAACAGGAGAGGAAAAACAUUUAAUUUUACAGAAUGUUUGUAGUGAAUAAUGAGCUUAUAGUGGUUCAAAGCAUUAUAUUUAUACCCUUAUUGUUUUGUUUCAAGAAAUGUAACUUAAUACUGUUGUUAUUUUUUGAUUUAUGGCCAAUAUUAGGAUAAAUCAUUUCUGAAUGAAAACAAGCCCUUUUCAAGUUUGUUUUAUUCUAUAAUACAGAUUUAAACCUUUAUUUUCUUGCAUAUCAAUAAUGUAAUGUUCUAAAAAUUAUUCUUAACUUGUUAUUUUCUUCCCAUGAGCAUCAUAUGUUAAGAAAUGCCUCUUCUGUGUGUUGAAUUAAUAAGAAAAGUAUACAUACAUUAUAGUUCACAGUUAAAAAUUUCUGUCCCUUAAAUGUGUUACAGUCUUACUUGUUGGACACUACUCAGAAUAAGUCUAGGCUGUAAUGUCCUCAUAUGAAAGUUUAAAGUCCUGCACAUAAACUUUUCUUGUUGACAAAGAACUGUCAGUUUAAAAGAAGUUAUUGAGAAAUUGAAAGUAGUUUAAAGAACUUAGAAAUUUGAUUUUAUGAUAUUGUAGAUGAUAGUUUUGUCUUGUUUCAAUACUAACAUUAGAGUCUAUCUCUGUACUGUUUAUCAGUGAAAGAAUAAGAGGUGCCUUACAAUAUCUUUUCCUCUCCAUAAAGCCCUACUAGUUAAUGGGAUGUAUGACUUUCAAGAUGAGUAAUAUUUAGUGACAUUUAAUUAUAUCAAAGUGAAAGUAACAACUCAUCAAAAGUAUGGUCAUACUGAGAUGUGAAUCAAAGUAACUGAUGUGUAUGCUCUGGGUGUCAUACUGAGAUGUAAAUGAAAGUAACUGAUUUGUAUGCUCUUUGGGUGUCAUACUGAGAUGUAAAUGAAAGUAACUGAUUUGUAUGCUCUUUGGGUGUCAUACUGAGAUGUAAAUGAAAGUAACUGAUUUGUAUGCUCUUUGGGUGUCAUACUGAGAUGUGAAUGAAAGUAACUUUGAUGUGUAUGCUCUGGGUGUCAUACUGAGAUGUGAAUGAAAGUAACUGAUUUGUAUGCUCUUUGGGUGUCAUACUGAGAUGUGAAUGAAAGUAACUUUGAUAUGUAUGCUUUUUGGGUGUCAUACUGAGAUGUGAAUGAAAGUAACUUUGAUGUAUAUGCUCUUUGGGUGUCAUACUGAGAUGUGAAUCAAAGUAACUGAUGUGUAUGCUCUUUGGGUGUCAUACUGAGAUGUGAAUCAAAGUAACUGAUGUGUAUGCUCUUCAGGUGUUACGUUAAGAUUCACAUAAUUCAUAAAACUGUUACAGUGGAUCUGAUCAAUAAAUACUGUCUUGGUUAGGAAACAAGUAAACUGUGCUUGAUGGAAAAAUCUGUUAUAAAAUAUUAGUUUGGGUUGCAUGUAACUGUUUAGAGGUGGAAUGUGCACAUCAAGCUCUGUGUUACUAGGUUUAGGGUGUAAUGUGUACAUCAUGGUCUGUGUUGUUACUAAGUUUAGGGUGUAAUGUGUACAUCAUGGUCUUUGGUUAUCUUAGACUUAUUCAAGGUACAGAUGUACAGUAUAUUGUGUUAGUUUGUGUAGGAGAUGUAGAUGAUUUACACAAAGCUUAGAGGAGUACUGUAAACCAAGUUUGUGUUAUCAUUAAGUUUAGAGAAGAUUAUGACUGUUGUAAAUCAAGUUUGUAUCGUCAAUAUCAUAGCACUGUUAUGGAAACGGUGCAGUUUUUUAUUAGGACUAGUUAGACAGUUUUAAGUCUGCACUGUUUUAUUGUUGCUAGACCUGUGCAGUCAGCUUAGAUUUUCUUUGUUUAAACAUGUAGAAAGUAAAAACCGUAUUACUGUUGAAAGAUGACCGUUAUAAAAAAUUAAAGUUAGUUACAUAUCAGAUUUUUCUUAAGUUCCUGCUUUAAUUAUGUCAGAAUAUUAAUUCAUGCUAAACUAUAAUUUUAUCUGGCAAGUAUGACUGCUUAAAAUAAAAGUUGAUAAAUGUAAGUUGAUGGUGUCCACAUGUGUAAUGACAGUAAUUAGUUACAAUAAAUUUAGUGUGAAUGUGUAUCUGAUGGUGUCCACGUGUUUAAUGACAGUAAUUAGUUACAAUAAAUUCAGUGUGAAUGUGUAUCUGAUGGUGUCCACGUGUUUAAUGACAGCAAUUAGUUACAAUAAAUUGAGUGUGAAUGUGUAUCUGAUGGUGUCCACGUGUUUAAUGACAGUAAUUAGUUACAAUAA